This is a messenger RNA of Caenorhabditis briggsae, 1461 nucleotides long. The coding region runs from base 1 to 1461 and encodes 486 amino acids. Gene Ontology annotation, molecular function: lipid binding. NCBI's taxonomy places the organism in Eukaryota, Metazoa, Nematoda, Chromadorea, Rhabditida, Rhabditidae. The record is from RefSeq and is a predicted model, not a curated record. The transcript is spliced from 8 exons.
AUGAGGAUAUUUUUCUUGUUUCUCGUACUCCAGGAGUUUUUUCAACCCGUUUCCACAAAGCAACUGAUUGAAAAAGCCAACAACGAGACUCUGAAAAUUCGUCUCAACACUCCAUUCUUCAAAUUUUUCAGCAAGAAUGGGCAUCAUGUGGUAGACGAGGAGAUUCCUAAAAUUACCAUCCCAGAAAUCAGGCUCCCAUUUUCAACAAGCAUUGGACAUGGUGUAGUGAAGACUGAUGACCUGAAAAUCGAGAAGUUUAAUUCCCCAAAGAUUGAUUUCAAUUUAUCCAACACUGGAAUCGCAUGGUGGACCAGUGGAGGAGCGAUUAAGUUGACUGGAAAAUGGCAUGCAAAGUUUACAGAACUGAUUACGGUUCGUGAUAAGGGAUGGCUGAAUGCAUAUGCUACUGGAAUCCAAAUGAAUAUAUCUGCAUCAGCUUAUCAGUUGGAUGGUCAACCACAAAUACGUAUCGGAGAGUGUACAGUCACGAUUCAAAAGUUAGAUGUCGAAAUCGGUGGAAGUGUCUUAUCCUGGCUAGUUAACCUCUUCGAAACGCCAUUCUCCAAAUUGGUCAAACAAGUUAUCAAUUCUCAAGCCUGUACUGCUGCUCGUGGAAUUCUAAUAGACGAGGCCAAUCGCUUCCUUCACUCGCUUCCUAGUCAUGUGGAUAUUGGGGCUAACUUCUAUGUGGAUUAUUUUCUGACCGAAAACCCGCAUGCUACGAACCAAUUCACGGAAUUCGAUCUGGCUGCUGAUAUUGUUUAUGGAAAUAGCUCGUGUCUUCCGGUGAAAAGUGGAAAUUGGACUGAUGCUAGUUCCUCUCCUGGAAUGGUGACGUCUUGGAUUUCCGUCUCCAUCCCUAACUGCUUAAUCGAGUCUGCCCACCAAAAUCAACUAGUCCGAUUUCUAGUCUCCAAAGACAUUGCAGUUGCAGAACCCUAUCUACGCACUUCUUGCGGCUUCCUUGGAUUGUGCAUUGGAAAGUUUUUCAAGAAAUUAAGAACGGAAUAUCCAAACAAUCAUGUGGAUAUGUAUUUCCAUACCUACAAUACUCCGUUUUUUGUGAUGAGCGAGAAAGAUGGAGUUAUGUUGAAUAUGAGUUUGGCGGUAGACUUGUUUAUCAAUCCCUACGCGAAAACCAAACAGAACAUUCUUGCUCGUCUCGUGGUUGACACCUUCUCCGACCUUGAGCCAUACUUAAAUCAUACCAAAAUCCAUGGUCACCUCUUGAACUCCACUAUCACCGCAAGAGUCGACUUCUCUAACAUUGGCGAUGUUCCUGGAGCAUUCCUCAGAGCGUUCUCCAGCGUUCUCUCAAUGACUGCUCGCCAAGCAGUCAAGUCAGUUCUGGGUGUUGGGAUUCCGAUUCCAUCUUAUGAUAAUGUCACUUUGGCUGACUCUUCCCAUGUCGAAGUAUUCGAUCAGUACCUCCGUACCAACAUCGAUUUUGAGUAUAAGUGA